This is a messenger RNA of Cercopithifilaria johnstoni, 516 nucleotides long. NCBI's taxonomy places the organism in Eukaryota, Metazoa, Nematoda, Chromadorea, Rhabditida, Onchocercidae. The record is from the annotation of a GenBank genome assembly.
AUGAAUGUUACAUGUCUAAAUAUUAAUGCGCCAUCAACUUCGGCAACUUUAUCAACUUCGGCAAUUUCAACAACUUCGGCAACUUUAUCAACUUCGGUAACUUUGGCAACUUUAUCAACUUCAGAAACUUCGACAACUUCGGCAACUUUAUCAACUUCAGAAACUUCGUCAACUUCGAUAACUUCACCAACUACAACUGAAAUACUAACAACGACAACAUUAUCAACAACAACCACACAAAAAUGUAAGGAUCGCAAUGUAGCAGGUCGACCUAGUGAUUGUCCACGAGCAAAAUAUUUAUGCAGCGAUCCUAUAUAUUAUGAUUUAAUGACAGAGCAAUGUCCACGUACAUGUAAUCGUUGUCCGGGUACUGAUUUCAGUCCAAGGCCAGAUUGCUCCGAUCGAACUGCAGAAGAUGGUACAUCAAAUUGUCGUUCCGUUGCAUAUUUAUGUCAAGAUGCUUUAUACCAAGAGCUUAUGAAAGAGCAAUGUCCUAAAACUUGCAAAUAUUGUUAA